AUGGAGCUAUUGAGAUCAGCAGCAGCACUCAUUUCUAAAGUUACUAGUGAUUUUGGGUUUGGUUUUGGAGAAAAAGUAGAACUUCCAUAUGAUAGUUUUUGGGAACUUUAUGAUGGUAUACGAAAGGAAGAUGGUCUGCGAUGUAGCAUAUUUGUAUUUAAUAAGGGAUCAGUUGAAGAAAAAUGGGCUAUGGCUCAAAACGCAUUGUCGAAGAUUCGGACAUUGCAUCAUCCGUAUAUUAUUCGAUAUUUGAAUGGAAAAGAGAUCGAGGGACGAUCUAUUACUAUUGUUACGGAAAGAGUUAUUCCUUUGAAUUUGAAUAGAAAUAAAAUUGAUAAAGAAACAAGUAUUUUGGGACUUUAUCAGAUAUCUACGGCUCUUCAAUUUAUUCAUGAAAAUGCGUUAUCUGUUCAUGGAAAUGUUCGAAUAUCUUCAAUAUUUGUUAAUGAAAGUGGAGAAUGGAAAAUUUUUGGACUGGAAUUAUUCAGUUUAAUAAAAGAAAAAGAAUGUAUUUUAUAUACACACGGUGGACGUAUUCCUGAUUCAUUUAAAUAUAUGCCGCCGGAAAUCCAGUGCAAGUCUUGGGGAUCAUUAAAUGAAACACCUCUGGAAACAGCAAUUGAUGCGUAUAGUUUGGGUUGUUUGAUCUAUGAAAUAUUCAAUGGUACAUUUAGAGCGUCUUCUGAUUUAACUCAAAGGGGGAAAAUACCUCAAACGUUAUUUAAUACAUAUAAAAAACUUCUAAAUCCAAAACCAACUCUUCGACUAUCUGUUUCAAGCUUUAUCAAUUAUGGACGUAGUGAUGGGGGCUUUUUUCGAACAGAACUUAUUGAAUGUUCUGAAUUUUUAGAACAAUUUUCACUAAAAGAUAAAGAACAAAGAAAUGCAUUUUUAAGACAAAUUAGCGAUUUCAUUGAUAAAUUUCCUAAACUGUUUCUUAAGUUUAAAGUUCUUCCAGGUCUAAUCAGAUUAUUCGAAUUUAAUGAAGGAGGGAAUAAAGCAUUUUCAUUAAUUUUAAAGAUUGGAAAUCUUCUUGAAAAUGAUUAUCAAUCUUUAAUAUCUCCAUUUAUAGCUCAUAUGUUUUUGAAUCAAAAUAAAUCAAUAAGACUUUGUCUUCUUGAGAAUUUAUCAGAUUAUGCUAAUCAUAUAUCAAACAAAGUAAUAAAUGAUGAAAUAUUUCCAAAAAUGCUUUCUGGAUUUAAUGAUACUUCUCCCUUGGUACGCGAAGAAACAGUAAAAGCAGUGCUUUUUAUAGUGUCAAAAUUAUCAGAACACAAUAUUAAUAAUGAACUAUUAAAAUAUCUGUUAAAAACACAACGUGAUCAACAACCCGAAAUUAGAACUAAUACAACUAUAUGUCUUGGAAAAAUAGCGAAACAUAUCAAACCAAAUAACCGUCAAAGAAUUUUGAUAUCAGCAUUUACCGGAUCUCUUCAAGAUUCGUUUGUUCCAGCACGAAUAGCUGCUUUAAUGGCGCUCAGAGCGACUUAUAAUUUAUUUGAUGAAUCCGUUUGUUGUAUAAAGUUGAUUCCAACUAUAUCACCAAUGCUUAUAGAUAACGAAAAAUCUGUUCGAAUACAAGCAAAAAAAACCAUAGAUUUAUAUUUCCAAAAAGUUACUAAAUUAAUAUCUGCACUUGAUAAUACAUCAGAAAGCGCUAAUUCGGAUAUAUCAAAUAUUGAUAAAUCGAAAAUAAUCGUUGAUUCAAAUUCUUCAUUGUUUUCAAAAAAUAAGAUUGAAGUUAAACAAAAAAGUUAUAAUAAUUCAAUUGAAAAAAAAAAAGUUUCCGAAAUGAAUGUCCAUGCAUUUAAGACAAAAAAUACAAUGAAACAAGUCAAAGAGAAUGACUUAAAUGAAUGGAAUAAUACUAAUAGUGAUAACACAACUGAUCUAUUAACAUUUGAUGAUGUAAACGAAGACAAAAAUUAUAUAAAUAAUAAUAGUAAUGAGGAAAAUAUUCAUCAACUAGAUAGAUUAAGUACCAUAGACUUUAAAAUAAACAAUAAUAUAAGUUUUGAAUGGAAACAAAACAUCUGGGAUAACGACUGGGAUAGCGAUGAUGAUGAUAAUUGGAAACUUAAUGAAUAUUAA
Molecule: messenger RNA, 2091 nt
Organism: Pneumocystis murina B123
Lineage: Eukaryota; Fungi; Ascomycota; Pneumocystomycetes; Pneumocystales; Pneumocystaceae
Exons: 13
Coding region: 1-2091 (696 amino acids)
Biological process (GO): tRNA export from nucleus; protein phosphorylation
Cellular component (GO): cytoplasm
Molecular function (GO): ATP binding; protein kinase activity
Source: RefSeq, a predicted model, not a curated record